AUGCCUCACACGUACCAGGUACCAGAGACACUGACAAUAUUUACGGGACCCUUACACAGUUUUCCAUGGACAGUGAAAUUCGAGGCACCGGUAGCCUCACAGGACGAAGGACUUGCUGUAGGUUCUUCGCUUGCUCCCUGCGCUCGGGGGGGCGGUAACCCUGAUCUCGCUGGCAAGAACAAAGAGACGGAUGCCACCCUACGCGGCGGAGCUUUGAGCCUGGGUGGUAGUCAACGGUUAUACGAGGGCCAACUUGUCUCACUGGCCCUCCAAGAUGUCACGCUGAGCUGUGAGCUCAGCAAGGGGGUUUCUGACCCAGCCAAUAGUGUCCAUAAAGUCUCGGGCAAAACGUGCGCUAUAUGCCGCAAGAGCUUCACACGGAAGACGUCGCUGCAGACCCAUAUGCUCAUACACACAAAGGCAAAACCCUACCGAUGUCCCUAUAGAACUUGUAACAAGACAUUCAACGUUAAAAGCAACCUCUAUAGGCAUGAGCGAAUACACAAGCGAAACUGUUCCUGA
This is a messenger RNA of Eremothecium gossypii ATCC 10895, 522 nucleotides long. RefSeq names its product ADL051Wp. The record is from RefSeq and is marked provisional. Gene Ontology annotation, biological process: regulation of transcription by RNA polymerase II. NCBI's taxonomy places the organism in Eukaryota, Fungi, Ascomycota, Saccharomycetes, Saccharomycetales, Saccharomycetaceae. The transcript has a single exon. The coding region runs from base 1 to 522 and encodes 173 amino acids. Gene Ontology annotation, molecular function: RNA polymerase II cis-regulatory region sequence-specific DNA binding; DNA-binding transcription factor activity.